AAAGAUCCUGGGUACGAGGUUGGAAUAAGUCUUGAGCGUCGAGGAACGGUUUUGGUAUUAUCAAGGGAAGGCUAUACACAACGGCAGAUUGCUGGUAAAGUUGGUUGCAGCCAAAGAAGUGUCAGCGACAUACUGAAGAAGAAACAACUGACUGGCAGUGUUAAGGACAUCAAGAUCCUAGGCAAAAAGAGAAAGACAACGCGAUACAACAUCUUGGUGCGAAAAAGUAAAGUUGACCGCUUUAAAACUGCCUCAGAGAUUAAAGCCGAGAUGCAAAACGAGCAUGCAGUGCAUAUGUCCGUUUCCACCACACGACGGAGACCACGAGAUGCUGGGCGGAAUGGUCGCAAACCAAGAAAAAACCACGUUUAA
Messenger RNA from Paramuricea clavata, 372 nucleotides. NCBI's taxonomy places the organism in Eukaryota, Metazoa, Cnidaria, Anthozoa, Malacalcyonacea, Plexauridae. The record is from the annotation of a GenBank genome assembly.